UCCAUCCCACAGAUUGUCCUGUUCAGAGCGCAGACUCUCCUCACCACGCAGCGCGCUCACAGGUAAGGGGGAGGAGGGGUGGUGGUUGAGGAGGAGCCUGACUCACGCACGCACCUCUCUCACCCGCGCAGACACGCGCACGGCGCGGCGGUGAGCGGAGCGCAGUUAUUUGGUGCUGUCGUUGCGGAGCAGUUCAUCCCCUGCGGUUCUGUGGUGCGUGGAAAAAGACUCCGCAUAACAUCUCCCCUCCUCUCCAGUCUCCUCUCUGCUGUUUAGCAUGUUCUGGAUCAUGGCAACAGUGCGGGACGUGGGCAGGGUGGGUUUUUCAUGCCUUCACAGACGGAAUCCGUGGGGCUGCUGCAGGAGUUAAAGGAGUGAUAUCUUUCUGUUUUCUGGGCUGGAGACCUGGAAUGAUCCUGGAAUGUUCCUGGAAUGAUGGUGAUGAUGCUGGAGCAACAAGCGUGCGGCGGCUCUGCGCACACUUUGCGGUGAUAACGCGCACUUGAAGGCGGACUGUUGCAUCUGUCUGCAAGAUUUCAGACAGUUUGUGUUUUUUUCCAACAAAAAGGAACUUGGCUCUCGGAAGCCUCUCACUCCUCAGAGAAGUGCUUCAUCCAUACUUCUGCGUUUUAACGCUGGGAGAGCUUUGAUCCCUGUGCAGGGGCGGAAGCAGUGGAUCCAGAGCCAUGAGCUGCCAGAAGAGUGGCCCCCCAGAGGUGAGAGCAAAUCUAAUGCUCCGGAUCCUGUGGAUGAUUCCAGCUCUCAUGGAUGUAGCUGGAACCCAGGAGAUAUAUGCACCACACUCCAUCCGAGUGGAGGGAGAUGUGACACUGGGGGGGUUGUUCCCAGUGCAUGCCAGGGGUUUUCCGGGAACGCCUUGUGGGGACAUCAAGAAGGAAAACGGCAUCCACCGGCUGGAGGCCAUGAUGUACGCGCUGGAUCAGAUCAAUGGAGAUGAGGACCUGCUUCCUAAUGUGACACUGGGUGCUCGGAUCCUGGACACCUGCUCCAGAGACACGUACGCCCUGGAGCAGUCUCUGACCUUUGUGCAGGCCCUGAUCCAAAAGGACACCUCGGAUGUCCGCUGCACCAACGGGGAGCCACCGGUUUUUGUGAAGCCGGAAAAAGUUGUGGGAGUUAUUGGUGCGUCUGCGAGCUCUGUGUCCAUCAUGGUGGCCAACAUCCUGCGGCUCUUCCAGAUCCCACAGAUCAGCUAUGCAUCCACUGCUCCAGAACUAAGCGAUGACCGCCGCUACGACUUCUUCUCACGAGUUGUUCCUCCAGACAGCUUCCAGGCACAGGCCAUGGUGGACAUCGUUAAAGCCAUGGGCUGGAACUACGUCUCCACGGUAGCCUCUGAGGGGAGCUAUGGGGAAAAGGGGGUGGACGCCUUCAUGCAACUCUCCAGAGAAGCAGGUGGAAUCUGCAUUGCUCAGUCACUGAAGAUCCCUCACGACCGCAAACCUUCAGACUUCGAUAUAAUCAUCCGUCAGCUGCUGGAUACCCGCUACGCCAGAGCUGUGGUCCUGUUCGCCUCUGAUGAAGACAUCAGGGGAAUUCUGAACGCCACGAAGCGAGCGGAUCAGGUGGGUCACUUCCUGUGGAUAGGCUCUGACAGCUGGGGGGCCAAGAACAGUCCCAUCCACCAGCUGGAGGAGGCUGCUGUCGGAGCCAUCACCAUCCUGCCCAAGAGGGCCACCAUCAAUGGCUUCGACUCCUACUUCAUGUCGCGGACCCUGGAGAACAACCGCAGGAACGUGUGGUUUGCUGAGUACUGGGAGGAGAACUUCAACUGCAAACUGAUGAGCUCGUCCAAGAAGGACGACAGCAGCAGGAAGUGCACAGGUCAGGAGCGGAUCGGCAUCGACUCCAAGUACGAGCAGGAGGGAAAGGUCCAGUUUGUGAUCGACGCCGUGUACGCCAUGGCCCACGCGCUGCACAACAUGCAGCGGGACCUGUGUCCGGACAUUUCAGGAAUCUGCCCGGAGAUGGAGUUGGCCGGUGGGAAGAAACUGCUCAAGUACAUCCGCAGCGUCAGCUUCAACGGAAGUGCCGGCACCUCGGUGACGUUCAACAGAAACGGCGAUGCCCCAGGACGCUAUGACCUAUUCCAGUACCAGUGGAACAACGUGACGGGAGCAGGGUACAGAGUGAUCGGACAGUGGACAGAGACCCUGCAGCUCAGUAUGGAGGAACUACAGUGGCCUCGGGGCGAGCUGGAGAUUCCCAGCUCCGUGUGCAGCCUCCCCUGCAGAGCCGGAGAGAGGAAGAAGGUGGUGAAGGGGAUGCCCUGCUGCUGGCACUGCGAGCCCUGCGAUGGGUACCAGUACCAAUCUGACGUGUUCAGCUGCAAGCUGUGCGCCUAUAACAUGAGGCCCAGCAUGAACCGGACCUCCUGUCAGCCCAUACCCAUCAUAAAGCUGGAAUGGCAUUCCCCUUGGGCAGUGAUCCCAGUUUUUCUGGCCAUGCUGGGGAUCAUUGCCACCAUCUUCGUCAUGGCAACCUUCAUACGCUACAAUGACACUCCAAUUGUCCGGGCAUCUGGCAGGGAGCUGAGCUACGUUCUCCUGACUGGAAUAUUCCUGUGCUACAUUAUCACGUUCCUGAUGAUUGCUAAACCUGAUGUUGGCGUUUGCGCAUUCCGCAGGAUUUUCUUGGGUCUAGGAAUGUGCAUUAGCUACGCAGCCCUGCUCACAAAGACCAACCGCAUCUAUCGGAUCUUUGAGCAGGGCAAGCAGUCUGUGACGGCACCGAGGAUGAUCAGCCCCACCUCCCAGCUGGUCAUCACCUUCAGCCUAAUCUCUGUGCAGCUACUGGGGGUGCUGAUCUGGUUCGGGGUGGAUCCACCCAACAUCAUCAUAGACUUUGAUGAGCAGAGGACCACAAACCCCAACCAGGCUCGAGGGGUGUUGAAAUGUGAUAUUACGGAUCUACAGAUCAUCUGCUCUUUGGGUUACAGCAUCUUACUGAUGGUGACAUGUACUGUUUACGCCAUAAAGACCCGUGGGGUCCCAGAGAACUUUAAUGAAGCCAAACCCAUUGGCUUUACUAUGUACACCACCUGCAUUGUGUGGCUGGCCUUCAUCCCCAUCUUCUUCGGCACGGCUCAGUCUGCAGAAAAGCUCUACAUUCAGACCACCACGCUCACCAUCUCCAUGAACCUGAGCGCCUCUGUCGCCCUCGGCCUGCUCUACAUGCCCAAAGUCUACAUCAUCAUCUUCCACCCUGAGCUCAACGUGCAGAAGAGGAAACGAUCCUUCAAGGCUGUGGUCACCGCCGCCACCAUGUCGACCCGGCUCUCCCACAAGGCCAGUGACCGGCCCAACGGAGAGGCCAAAACAGAGCUGUGUGAGAACGUGGAGCCCAGCAGUCCAGCAGCAAAGACCAAGUACGUGAGCUACAACGACGUUGUGAUCUAAGUCCAUUCCUCCAUCUGAACGGGCGCUGCAGAGAUGUCAGCUCUCCUGGCCUGAUCCUUUUUGGCCCAGGGGAGAGAGGGUUACCGUUUUUUGUUCUCAUGUGUUCCACCAGAGAUGUGGAGGAUCUUCAGCCUGGUGGGAUUUUUCCUCUGAGUGUGAACUCAUGGAGUGGAGAUGAAAUGUGAUGGUUUUUUAAUGGGAUCAGCCGAGGAUAGAAGCUGAACCCCUGGAGAUCCAAACUGCUCCUGUUUCUUAACUCUGGACCUGAAAGUUCCUCAGCCUCCCUGUUGAUCCAUCCGUUCUUUAAGGCUUCCAUUUGGUCCAUUCUAUGGUACUUUUCUUUCUGGUGCUGAGAUAAUUCUCACGUCACUGAUGGAUCCACCCUCCUUCCUGGUUUCACACAUUUUUUUUCCUUUCUUUGUGUAUUAUUGAAGCCAUACUGUGAUUCACACCUGGAGCGCUGUGCUCAUGCUGCCACCUGGAGGCUAAAACGUGUGUAAAGUUCUGAAGGCAGAGCCGGCCUGUUGGGUUCUGAAUGACCUGAGAGGCACCAUGAACACACCACCUGCCCUCCCUCCGUUUGCAUAUUCCAGCCUUCACAGCUUCAUGUAAUUAUUGAUGGUGCAUGUUUUAUUUGGUCCGCAGGGUCGUGCUCGUGCUCUAACUUUGGGAACAAAACAUCCCAGAAAACUUUGCAGGGUUCUGGGAGGACGAGAUCCGAGAUGUGAGAGGAAGUAGCAGCUGUGAUGUGACCUUGGAUCCACUGCCGUAACAGUGCUGUUCUUUAUGUGUGCGUCCGGUUUUCCAGCUUCUGUUCUGCAGUGUUUCAUGAUGUUUCAUGAUGUUCCAUGAUGUUCCCUCCUCCAUGCCUGUCUCCGUCUGUGGCUUUUUGUGUUUAUCUGUGACGGAUCACAGAGGUGACGAUGUCUGUGGAAAGCUAUCAAUGUGCCUGUUCUGCAUGUUCAGUCAGAUCUAACUGAUCUCAGGAGACCAGAAACCGCUUUUAAUUUAGAGAAACAUGGAGGUUAAGGUGAAACCUCUGUGGUUUGAACUCUCUGAGAGGCUCGGUGUGGAUAUGAGAGCCGAGGUCUGUACUACGCAGAAGGAUCAGCAUCUCUUUACGAUGACCGCUGGUUCGUCUCUGGGUUUUAUGUCAUUGGGCCGUAAAUGCUCCUCGUCUGAAGACCAGCACAAUGGAUCCGACCAGUUCAAUGGGUUAAGUUUAUUGUUCUUUUGUUGAUGUUGGUACCAAAUGUUUGCAUGAUCCACUGAAGCUCUGCCUUCUUUACUGUCUUGGUGUUUCCAUUCCACCCUGGAGAAAGGCGGGUGGGGGUUGUAUCAGAAAAGACCUGAGCUUUGUGACCGGGAGCAUUAUCCUGUUAGACGUAUAGGACACUGUGGUCCUAAAGAGAUGCACCUUAAGACCAUCACCAACCACUGCAGGAAGACCCAGAUAGGUUAUCACUAUAGAGCUCCUCCAUCAUUGGAGCGGUUUGCUUCCUCAAUGACCAGAUUCUUAAAUCUUAAAACCUCCUCGUUCCACUUAAUAAGGUGCAGUAAUUUGAUCAUAGACUCUUACCAGGCACAAUUUAAUAUAUUUAGAUGAUUAUGGUUUUACUUCUUACAGGUCUGGUCAGUUUGUUGUUGGGUCUUCUUUUACCAUCUUGGUACAUUUUUACAUGAACUCCCUCACUUUCAGACGAUAAAAAAAACAAAAAAAAAACAGGAUGAUUUGGUGCAAAGCUCACAUAGACUGAAUCUUUGAGGUUAGUUAAACCAGAAAAACCCAAGACGACGUGGACAUGCUUAUCCUGCUCCAUGGUACAAACCCCUGACUGUCUCCAUUUUGUUUGUACCUUUGUUGUUUUCUGAUUCUAAAAUAUUGACUCUAAUCACCUGAUUGGUAGACCUCUAUCAGCUGGUUUCUGGUCCAUUUAUCUUUCCAGAAGGAAAGAUAAAUUAUUUUAAAGCUUUUAUUGAAAGGUUUAUGGUCACAGGAUGUUCCAUUUGAACAUAUCGACUUCCCUGGUAAGUUGUGGGUAUCUGAUGAUACAGAGCUUUUGUAAACAGGACGUCCUUUGGUCCACUCAUCCCUGAAUAACCCGGUGAUAUCAUGGACUGCUGAUGUGGAGAUUGUCAAUGCAUGCCUGAUAUGUUCGAUGUUGAAACUGAAUCAGAAAAAAAAGAUGAAAAUAAUGAAAUUGUCACAGCACAGCUGAUUCCACACGUCUGCUCUGAAACGUAAUGUUCUUUUCCUUGGUUCAUGUUCUUUUACUGUUGGUUCCUCUGAUCGUUUCUGCAGAAUACGGCUUUGAUUGGUUUCUUAUUUUCCUGGAGAAGUUCUGGGACACAGAAAAAGAUGAGUAUAUAUAUUUAAAAAAGGAAGCAUGUAUGUUUUCUACUGUUUGUACUUGGUAUUUUCCUGUUGCCCUUGCUGCUUCUGUGCCAAUGUUGUGGGAGAGAUUUACAUUUGGCCACUCAUGCAACUAUUCUGUGGUGUUGUCUAAGAAUGUAUUAACAUGAAAUAAAAACAUUUGUUAUUUUUUUUA
This is a messenger RNA of Cyprinodon tularosa, 5968 nucleotides long. RefSeq names its product metabotropic glutamate receptor 7 (gene grm7). Gene Ontology annotation, biological process: G protein-coupled glutamate receptor signaling pathway; regulation of synaptic transmission, glutamatergic. Bases 687 to 3419 code for a protein of 910 amino acids. The record is from RefSeq and is a predicted model, not a curated record. The transcript has 10 exons. Gene Ontology annotation, molecular function: group III metabotropic glutamate receptor activity. Gene Ontology annotation, cellular component: membrane. Lineage: Eukaryota; Metazoa; Chordata; Actinopteri; Cyprinodontiformes; Cyprinodontidae.